Molecule: messenger RNA, 1461 nt
Organism: Arabidopsis thaliana (thale cress)
Lineage: Eukaryota; Viridiplantae; Streptophyta; Magnoliopsida; Brassicales; Brassicaceae
Product: alpha/beta-Hydrolases superfamily protein
Exons: 10
Coding region: 149-1168 (339 amino acids)
Molecular function (GO): catalytic activity
Source: RefSeq, marked reviewed
CUAAAUAUGUGGCUGUGAUUCAUCUUACUCAAGACGACAGCGUUUUAAACUCCUUUGGACAUUGGUCUUACUUGCCACGUGUCACAUCUUCUCUAUCGAGUACAAACCGCAAGUGAAACAGAGUAACAGAGACGCGUCGUCUUCAACGAUGCUCUCAACGGUGACGGCGACGGCGGUUUCUCGACCGAUUCUGAAGGUGGAAUGUACAAUCAAAAGGACGUUUAAAGUGACGGCGGAGAAGUUUCCGACGUUUCUGCCGACCGAUGUCGAGAAAAUUAAAGACACGUUUGCUCUAAAGCUCGCCGCCAGAAUAGAGAGGCUUCCUGUAUCUGUGAGCUUCAGGGAAGAUAGUAUUAUGAGCAGUUGCGUGACACCGCUGAUGCGGAACGAGACAACUCCUGUUGUGCUUCUUCACGGAUUUGAUAGUUCUUGUUUAGAGUGGAGAUACACUUAUCCGUUGCUUGAAGAAGCCGGUUUAGAAACAUGGGCAUUUGAUAUCCUUGGUUGGGGUUUUUCUGAUUUAGACAAACUUCCACCUUGUGAUGUAGCGUCGAAAAGAGAGCACUUUUACAAGUUUUGGAAGUCUCAUAUUAAAAGGCCUGUGGUUUUGGUUGGUCCGAGCCUCGGUGCUGCUGUCGCAAUUGACAUUGCGGUCAACCAUCCAGAAGCGGUUGAGUCCUUGGUUUUAAUGGACGCAAGCGUUUACGCAGAAGGUACUGGAAACUUGGCAACGUUACCUAAAGCAGCAGCUUAUGCUGGGGUGUAUCUUCUAAAGAGUAUUCCAUUACGGUUAUACGUUAACUUCAUAUGUUUCAAUGGUAUCUCAUUGGAAACUAGUUGGGACUGGACAAAGAUUGGUCGCUUGCAUUGUCUAUAUCCUUGGUGGGAAGAUGCAACUGUUAGUUUUAUGACUAGCGGAGGAUACAACGUAACUUCUCUUAUAAAAAAGGUUUCACAGAAGACAUUGAUACUAUGGGGAGAGGAUGACCAAAUCAUUAGCAACAAGCUCGCUUGGAGACUGCACGGAGAAUUAUCGAAUGCACGUGUCAAACAAAUAUCUAACUGUGGACAUCUUCCCCAUGUCGAAAAGCCGGCUGCUGUCACUAAACUUAUAGCAGAGUUUGUUAGAGAGACUUGCCGGUGUAAAGAGGUUGAAAGUAUAUCUUAGACCCUUGGGGGCCAUUAUUGAAGCUGUGUUUCAUACCAAUACCAAAAUCUUACUUGUUAAAUCGUAUAUAGUUGAUACUUCACUUCUUUCAUGGUUUGGUUGGUCUUUUUUUGAAUAAAUAAACCACACCAAACAUCUCUCUGUUUUGUAACUUGUAUGAUUGAUUUGUUGUAUGUAACUUAAAAACAAAAACAGAGUGUGAAAACAGAGGAGAUGACCAAACUUGAAGCCCCACUGGAUUUGGAAUGUCAAUCAUCGAUAUGUCUUUAAUGAAAAUGUUUUUGUCAACCUAA